This is a messenger RNA of Ananas comosus (pineapple), 1648 nucleotides long. RefSeq lists its product as uncharacterized. NCBI's taxonomy places the organism in Eukaryota, Viridiplantae, Streptophyta, Magnoliopsida, Poales, Bromeliaceae. The transcript has 3 exons. Bases 144 to 1406 code for a protein of 420 amino acids. The record is from RefSeq and is a predicted model, not a curated record.
UGGUACAAUGACCAUAUAAAUUAAUAGCAGAAGAAGAAGAAGAAGAAGAAGAAGAAGAAGAAGAAGAGGAGGAAGAAGAAGAAGAAGAAGAAGAGGAAGAGGAGCUUUUUCCUUUACUUUGCGAGCCUCCUUCAUUUCACCAAAUGUCUCGGGAAUCUCAUUCAGUUACUCUGCAGAUAAACCAACAGGGAGAAGACAAUGAAGGAGAAAAUGAACAGAAAAUUAAAGUAGUUAGGGACCAGUUGAAGCGAAUCAUAGCUUUCUCGGGUGUGAAAAUAACCAUGGCUUUUGUAAUACUCUUAGCAUUUUUGAACGGAACCAAAGAUAUAAGAGCCAUGCAUUCCUCCACAGUUAUCAAAGCCUACAAUUUCCUCAUCUGGGCCACUCUUCAAUCCCCCAUCUUGUUGUUGCUGUACGCAUUUUUUCUCUUUGGGCAUUAUAAUCGAAUCAACCGAAACCAGAAGAUAUAUCUCAUAGGCGGGAUUACCACAUCUUGUGUACUUUUAAUUGUGACAAGCUUUUUCUCCAUAGUACUCCUGAGCAAGGACAGUGCAGGGAUGAGUCUUAUUGUAAUUCCUGUGAUAGCUAUCAUAUGCUUCCUUGGAUAUAGGGCUACACAAAAUGUUAACGACCACGACAGUGCCAACCAUGAAAGCUACAAACCGGAGCAAAAGAAGGCCUUCAAGUUCGCUACUGCUAUGGCAACUAUGGCCAUCACAGUACAAACGGGUAUGAUUUAUGCUUCCUUCAAAAGCCCUCCCCUCCAAGCAUUGCAAAGUUUCCAACUUGCGCUGAGUCUCUUCUUCCUGAUCACCAUGGUUGGCAUCUUUGUUAUGAUGGUUACCUCCAUCCCCUUAACUGCUCAUUACUCCUUUUGGAGAGGGAGCCUUUCAAGCUUUGUGAGAUACAGCAGCACUGCUAUUUUGGUCCUCCUCGGGCUAUCAGCCGCUGCGCUCGCCAUGCAGUUCUUGGAAACCUUAGUCGUGGGCGUGUUCUCGCUGGCGCUCAUCCCUAUCUUCGUAUACUUCAUCCAGGAGUAUCUGGGUAUCGGCCUGAGAAAUCCAACUAGUGCUCGACCCUUAUACCAUGACCCACGCUAUGCGGGUGUGAUGAGGAACGGCAUUGCAAUGCUGAUCUCAGUCAAUGGUGGCCUACUAGCAUUCAUAUGCGUGGAGAGUGUGGGGAUUGCACCACAGCAAUAUUACAUGAGUUUAGGGCUAAAGGUGUGCGCAUUCUUCCAGCUAUUGGCCAUCGAAUCCGGCCUGAUCUGGAUAGGCCUCAUGUUUGAACCGCCGCACGGUGAAAUGUGGGCUUCGAUCGUUGAAAUAUUUUACUCUGUUAGUUUGUUGCUGCAGCUAGUUAUGAUCCUGGCCGGGGCGGUGAUGCUCUUCAUCGUGCUAUCUUAGCCAAGGGAACGUUUCGUUGGGGGUAAGUCGACAUAACAUAAAAAUUGAAUUUUCAGAUAGAAGUGGACUUCUAUCAAAACUUCAAUUUAUCACUUCCAUCAUACAUAACCAAAUGAAUGGAAGUGAUAAUCUCGGUUUCGAGCUACACAUAAUUACUGUGAUUAUUUACUUCCAAAAUGUUGUCUACGGGGGAUCUCAGAGAGAGUUUUUCUGAAAGAUUGCUAGAUAUGUUGUUGUUGUUG